This is a messenger RNA of Phyllostomus hastatus (greater spear-nosed bat), 754 nucleotides long. It is a transcript of the gene SYCE3, whose product is annotated as synaptonemal complex central element protein 3. Gene Ontology annotation, biological process: synaptonemal complex assembly; spermatogenesis; reciprocal meiotic recombination. The record is from RefSeq and is a predicted model, not a curated record. Bases 338 to 604 code for a protein of 88 amino acids. Lineage: Eukaryota; Metazoa; Chordata; Mammalia; Chiroptera; Phyllostomidae. The transcript has 3 exons. Gene Ontology annotation, cellular component: central element.
AGGAUCCCAGUGACGGCGGUGCUGUCCUCGCCCACCAGUGAAAACCUCUCCCGCCCUGGGACGCCUGGGAUGGCUCCACCUUUUCCGCUGGAGACCAGCCAAUGAGGCCUCGAGGUCCGCGUGCCGACCUGCCGGGUUGGUACAGCCACACGCUCACAGCCCCACCCUUCGUGCCCCAAGAGUGCCAGCCAAUGAGGACAAGAGGCCCGCUCCGGGGGCGGGUCUGGUAACAGAAAGGGGUGGGGCUUCCCUCAGAGGCGCCUCCUCAGGCCCCAGCCCUGAGAGGGCGGAAGAGCAGAGGCCGGAGCGAGUGGACAGAGCGCUGGCGGAGCAGGAGAUGGCCGCGUCCGAGCCCGGGGAGAGGAGCUACGACGACAUGCUGAGAAUGCUGUCGGACCUGAACAAGGACCUGGAGAAGGUCCUGGAGGAGAUGGAGAAGAUCUCCGUGCAGGCCACGUGGAUGGCCUAUGACAUGGUGGUGAUACGCACCAACCCCACGCUGGCAGAGGCCAUGCGCCGGCUGGAGGACGCCUUCCUCAACUGCAAGGAAGAGAUGGAGAAGAACUGGCAAGAGCUGCUCAGUGAGACCAAGCGCACGCAGUAGGCCCCCACCCCACUGCCGCCAGGCCGCUGUCUGCCUAUGUGCUGAGUCACUGCGGGGUGGAGCCUUCUCUGCCUGGUGGAGAAACAGCGACCCAAAUACACAGCUGUGUGCACAGCACUUGUUUCUCUAUAAACUUAUUUUCAAGCACAA